AUGUCAUCCCCAGCAGCGGUGUCGACUUUUCUGAGCUCUCUGCCACCGAGACCUCCAACACCACCACGCGAGGCUCAUCAUGAGGCUGCGGCUUCCACUCGACCUCAGCUGGGCUUCAUUGAUACCCGAGUGAGCGUCCAUACCCCGCCUGGGUUUCAGUCACCCGACUCCUUCAUUACGACAGCCUCGACGUCACGACGGCUACAGAAGAAGGUUGGAUUCUCCGCUCGAGCCGAGUACCGGGAUGCGCCCGUGUACCCCGACGGUGAAGCAGUGAAGCAGCACCCGACCCCCGUGUCACUGCCCCGAAGUGCAUCGAAACCCGUCAAGUCGAUCCUUAAAGUCACUACCAACACCCUGAACAUCCUCGACCCCACUGCCGGAAGUGGUACCAAUUCCCCGAACCCCCAAAUCAACCUAAUCGCCAUGUUGGAUUCCACCCUCCAGCAGCUGGCCGGCGGCGACCGCGGCUCUAAGCUCGAUGCCUACUUGAUGCUCACCCGGGCGUGGAAGGCUUCCAAUAAUCUUCCAGACAGGGUGGCUCUCCAGGAAAAGAUGUCACUAUUCACCCAAUUUAUGCAACGGGACAUUUCAACACGGAACAUGGAAGGCAACCCCGAUGUCGUUCUUGUCAACCAUGCGCUGAAUCUCUUGAAUACCUUUUUACACUUUCCCGCCAUAUCUUCAACCAUUCCCCACGACUUCGGCGUCUUCAUCAUCGACCAUUGCAUCCGCUCGUUCGAGGACUCAUCCACCCCGAAAGAUACCGCGCGUCGUCUCAUGCAGGUCAUCUCUCUGCAAAAAUUCCCUCCCAAAGUCAUGACCGCAGACAGAGUCGGGAGGCUGGUUUCGUCGUUGCACAACAUCGAAGAACACCUCAAGGGAAAGAGCAUCGUGUUGUCUCGUGUUUUGAUUUAUCGGAAACUGAUCCAGCAGUCCCGGCAGCUCAUGGUCAUCCACUCGGACUGGUUGCUGGACAUGUUCACCGAUAUGCUCAGCAAUCUCAAGGACAUCCGGUUGGCCGCCAUUUCGUUAGGCUUGGAAGCGGCCUUUAGCAUCGGCCACGAAAAGCAACUGUCGCGGAAGGCGAUGGAAAUUUUCAACCUUGCGGAUACGGAUAGGCGCUACGUUCAAUACUACGAGGAGAGACUCAGGGUAAUGGCCAAGGACAGGCACGAAUCUGCCCUUGUUCCCGAGAUUUGGAGCGUUGUCAUCCUUCUUCUCCGCGUCCGUCUGGACAAAUGGGAGUACGCUCAGCCUUGGCUUCACAUCAUCCAGGGCUGUUUCAACAGCCCCGAUUUCCCGACGAAAAUUGCUGCCAACCGUGCUUGGUCCAGACUGGUGUACAUGAUGCAUCUCGAAGAGCGAUGGUCGGCAAAGAGCCUGAGGACCCUCGCUACCCCCCUUAUCAGCCAACUCAAACGAAGGUCACCCGGCAAAAGCUCAGACGAUUUGAGGCAAGCUGUGCUAGGUGCCAUUUGCAAUCUAUUUUACUACACCUUCAAGCCCAAUACGAACGCAAUGCUGUUAGACAUUUACUGGGAUAACAGCGUUCAACCCGCCGUUGCGAAGCUGCUUGACGCGGCUGCCGGCCCUGUCGAAGAUACCGUCCAUCAAGCCAGUGCCAUUCUUGGCGGCCUUUUCGACUGCACCACCCCACGGAGAUGGAAGGUCGAUCGCGUUGCCGAGUUACCGUUCGUCAGUCCCGGAGAGCUCCCUUCAUUAGACUCAAAAUGGAUCCGGCGGAACACCAACCGGGUGUUUGGUGUUGUCGAGCCCAUUCUUGAGCAAGACUUCCUCUCGCUAGCCAAGGCCGACAGCGCUACUUGCAGGCUUUGGACGUGCUUGGUUUCGACGGUUGCCGCAGCAGCGGCUAAGGAAAUCAUCGUCUCCGAAGACACGGCUUCCUUCGUUGCAGGGUCUUUGGGCGCCUUGCAAAGGGUGUGGGAUCGUGGUUUGUCAGGGCGAGAUGAAACUGAGGGCAAUAUCGCGGCCUUUCUUUCCUCUGCGAUGGUAUAUCUGGAAGUACUGGUUCGCUCUCUGGCCCUUCCCUUCACCGAAAAGACGGGGAAACAACCAUCAACACCCAUCAAGGGGCCUCUUUAUAAGCUCUUCUCCGUGUUAUCAACGCCUCCCCCAGGAAUCCCCGAUGACGACAAGUACGCACAACUUCUCCGGUCCGUUUUUAGCCCCUUUUUUGCUUCCAAGGGAGGCAAGGCGGGAAUGGAUCUCGCCCAGGACUUGAUGUCGACUAUCCCUAUUGACGCCCCACGCCCUUACGGCGCCUGGCUGCUGGUGGCCGAGAACAUCUCGAAUUGGCUCGCACCCGAUCAAAACAGCCACCAAUCAACGGGCUCCGGAGGAGAAACUCCUGUUGGUCACGACUACCGGGAUGUCGUAAAGCUUCUCGAGCGCGGUAUCCGAUCGACCCCCAAUCUUCCAGCAAGCCAUUGGGACGCUCUAUUUCACACGGCUUUUGAGCGAGUGCGUGAGGAAACUGGAGACGCUGGGGCAGCCAUUGUCCUGAUUGAACCCCUGGCAAAGGUUGUAGCUGAGCAUUGCUCAACCCAAGGUCUAAUUGAUGGUUCGUUCAGUGGCAUCAAAUCCAUGACCGAGCUUAUCUCUGUUGCCACACAACCACGCGACAGACAGGCAGUGGAUGCCGCCCGGAAGCGACUUUGGGGCACCGUUUUGGCAGGCUCUCGGUCUUCGUCCUUCGACACCUUCGAUAACCUUUACCGAGGCCUCAGCGAAGUCUUGCAGUCUGCCUACAGCAAUCUCAGCACGGUCGACUCCGACUCGCUGGUGCGUCUUUUUGGAGAGCUUGGCGGCUUCUUCGACAGAUGCAACCGCGAACUGUUUGUGAGGGCAUUGGUCAGCGUGCAGGGUGGCUUUCUCCUCUGGGUAGAGGAUACACAACGGCGCCUCGGUGGGCAGGGUGAUUUGGUUUUUCCUGCGGUGAAAACACUGUGGGAUAAACUUGCCCACCUGAUCAAGGGCAUCGAUCACCCCGAGCAGCAGCUGCAAAGCCUCGAGGAUUUUCUCUGCGCCUCGUUCGCCUCGUGCCAUCGCUCCAUUGUCAACUCUACGAUUGUCCUGUGGAAUGGGAUGAUCGAGAAUGUUGAACAUGUCGAGUACCCUGAGGGGCUCAAAGCUGCUCUCGUGCGGAUGCACCCCCAAGCCGACAUCGCAAUGCCCGGGCUGGAAACGCCAAGUGUGGAGGAGAACGCCAACCAAAAGACCUCGUUCAUCGAUUCAUUUGAGGAUUUCAGCUUCCCUAGUUUGCAUUCCACGCGGUCCAGCAGCCGGAGGAGCACCCCACGACCCAAUGAACCCCAGCCCAAAUCUCCUAUAUCCACCAGCCUUCCCCAAAGAAGCCUUGACGGAUCUGCCCGAGGCAAGUUGGCGGUAAGCACCCGAGACAUCACGACGCCUCGUUUGAGGCAUGAUGACUCUCAGGUUCAGUUCGCCGCAAUUAUGCCUGCUCCCGCCUCUGGGAGUCCAUUCGAAUCCCAAGUGUUGACCGAGCGGCAAAAGGAGAUCCGUGAGCGGCAGAGAGAAAAUGCAGCUCUUUUCUCAGACAACCGAUCCAGUCCGGAUGCUGCACUGGAUGACUCCGAGCAACAACCACUCCCGGUUGCUCCCCGGGAACGGCAAGCCGCAACCCCGGAGCCCGAAAUGAGAUUCGAUGACUAUGUUUCGUCGACCCCGACCCCUCGCCGGGGCCAACUGUUCGUGAUGCCUGAGCAUGACCCGACCGACCCUCCCUCAUCGCCCCCGGAGAUGAGAGGAAACCCCCUCGCGGCCGAGAUACGAUCAAGGUCCGCUAGCCAUAGCCUUCUCGAGGACUGGCAGUUCUCGUCGUCGCCGGUCUCAGGCUCACCCAAUCCGCACCGGCAUGGGGUUAUUCCCGACCCUUCUAGCCAACGAGGCUACGUCAGUGUGGUUUCUUUGCCCGAGGUGCUUAGCAGCCCGGCCAAAGCAGAGGACAAGACAGAGCCACCGCCAUCGACCGCAGACGAUAUCAUCGAGGAUAGCAUGGUCUUUGAGGCUGCCGAGGUGGUAUCCAACGCGAAAGCACUUGUAACACCAGUAGAAGGGAGUCAGGGCCCGUUCACGCCACGCCGCUCCUCUCGACUUUCCCAGGCGCGAGCCCGCGAAACGCCAACACCCAAGUCGGACGGUGAGGAGUUUGUUGACGCGCCAACCAGCCCCCUACCACCGACUCCCGGACGGUUGGCGAGACAAGCACAAGCACAAGAACAAGAACAAGCACCCAAAUUGCCUGGCGAUGACCAAGCUCACAACAUACAGGGAACGGGUACCUCGUUCGGGGUUAGCGACCUCGACGAAGCAAGUCUGGUGAGGCUGGUCGUGGAGUUGGAUGCGAACACUACCGACCGCUCAGGGUACCAACGUCCUUCGCCGUCCGUUUCCCCCGAAAGCAAGAAGCAACCGUCGCCGGUCAUCGACUGCAUUGUGGUUUCCGGAAGCCCAGAACCCGAGGUCGCCUUGCCGGCGAGAAUAACGAGGUCCACUUCAACUACAUCGACGACUUCAUCUGCCGGCGACUCCCAGGAUUUGGUCAGCCCACAGCGCAAGACGCGUAGUGGGCGGCCGAAGAGGAAGAGGGCCUUUUCGAAAGCGCAGGAUGUGAGCCCGAAGCGACGGCGGCACAGCUCAAGCGGGAAAACCGACGCAGUGCUGUCUAGUCAGACAGCUGUGGAGGUCGAGGGCUCUGCCGAGGUCCCGUUGAUCACGGUCGAAGGCAUACCUAAAAAGGACGAGAAUGAGGUCGAGGAACGGGUCCCGAGCUCGUCGGCGGAGCCCACCGGUUCCGAGCAUUCAAGCCAAGGAGGUGGUCCGGAGGAAUCUAUGACCCUCCAGACUGGGGAAGCCAUGGACCUCGAAGGCGACGAUCAGGAUGUGCAGUCCCAGAUUGCUCUUGAAUUCAGCCAACACCGGGAGGAAGACGACACCCCGGAAUCUGAGGACGCGUCCGAGUCCCCUAUCAGUUUUGAAGAACCGGAGAACAUUCACGCCGAGAGCCCGGUCGCUCAGGAACAGGAGAUGGGCGACAAGAUUGUCGAGAAAGUUGUCAACGACGGGGCGGCUAAUGCAGCCCCGACUGUGGGAGAACAGACAACCCCGGAGACGAACCAGGCCAUGAAGAUCAUGGACCUAUUCAGGGGUGGUCUUGAUGAGCUGCGGUCGGCGCGGUUGUCUAGAGAGGAGGUGUACCGGAUUGAGGAUAUGUUUAUGGAUAUGAAGAGGGAAUUGUACGAAGCCGAGAGGCGCGGGAGAGCAUAA
This is a messenger RNA of Dichotomopilus funicola, 5310 nucleotides long. Its product is annotated as Rap1-interacting factor 1 N terminal-domain-containing protein. The transcript has 2 exons. The record is from RefSeq and is a predicted model, not a curated record. The coding region runs from base 1 to 5310 and encodes 1769 amino acids. Gene Ontology annotation, cellular component: nucleus. Gene Ontology annotation, biological process: telomere maintenance. Lineage: Eukaryota; Fungi; Ascomycota; Sordariomycetes; Sordariales; Chaetomiaceae.